CCGGCAUAUGAUAUUUAUGCUUUGACGUUUCAUGCUUCCAUUUUCAAUCUUCGAAAUGAUUGAAAGUUGAAAUUGUUCAAAUUCUAGGAGCGUGAUAAACCUUGAGAAGCCAGGCGUAAGUUUCUCUUGCCGGUCCCGCGCCAAACACAUCGCCGAACUAGGCACAUAUGGGAGGAGGAGACCUCUGCUGCGUUGUCGGCUGCAGGAAUCGCAAAGGAAUCGAGCCUGGGCUGUCAUAUUUCAGCUUUCCAAAGAACGACAGAGUUCGAGGACUGUGGCUGCACGCCCUGUCCCGCACUGGUUGGGUGUCGACGGGACGAUCGAGAGUCUGUUCCGACCACUUCACGGAGGAAUGCUUCGACGAGACAGCCAAAUUUUGUGCGCAGUUUGGGCUCCCAUUUCGACGCAGGCUCAAACCCGACUCUGUACCCACUGUUUUCGACGAAAAGCGCCCACCGCCGGUACCCUGCGGUGCUUACGCGAAGAAGAGGUUGGAGAUUUGUAAUGACGCACUUGCAGCCACCUCAUUGCCAUCUUCAGUUGUCACCAAACGACAAACGUCGAAACAUGAAGUCGUGAGCAUCCGCAGAAGGGGACAGGCGACAGACAAGUGUUGUCAGGUGGAGCUGCAUGGUGUUGAUGUUGCUGUUCAGACGGAACCAUUGAAGACGACGGGUGUGCAGGCACCACCAGUGCAGUGCAGAACCGAAGACGAAUCUUGCGAGCGCCUGCACAGUCAAAACUGCGUCGUGGACGAGCACUGUUUGACGCAGCUCCUCGAAAGGUGUCCAGUGUGUUGUUACAAGUCGGAGGUGGAGGUCACCGUGGUAGGUGCCCUCGUGAAGGCCACCAUCUUCUGCCCCUGGAGGAAGCACGUCUCCUACUGGUGCAGCCAACCGCUUGAAAGGUCCCCGACGGGCUGCAGGCCCCCCGACGUCGAUGACGCGCCUCCAGCUAUCCCAAGAAAAAGCGAGCCAUCUGAAGUCCCGGAACUGAAAUAACUAAAGCAAUACUCAGGAUUUUUUUCUUUUUUUUUUUUCUUUUUAUGAAACAUGAUGUUAGGUUGUUCCAGCGGCAGCGUUCUUGUCUGGAGCUAGGUGGGCAGACCUCACCUCGAGUAGCCGCGUAGAGGGUCCGCAGGGCGUCCAGAAAGUUCCCUUUUUGACUUGUAAAACCUGCUCUAUAAUUCUGUUUGUACAUAAAAGUUAUUUAUUCCCCAUCA
Messenger RNA from Ixodes scapularis (black-legged tick), 1222 nucleotides. RefSeq lists its product as uncharacterized. Lineage: Eukaryota; Metazoa; Arthropoda; Arachnida; Ixodida; Ixodidae. The transcript is spliced from 4 exons. Bases 168 to 1001 code for a protein of 277 amino acids. The record is from RefSeq and is a predicted model, not a curated record. Gene Ontology annotation, molecular function: sequence-specific DNA binding.